AUGGAAUACGUUCCACAUAAUUACCUAUGCCAGACGUUGUAUUUGGAUAAGCUAAGCAGAAGUAUUAUUCACAGAACAGUGAAUAGAUUAUUAGGAGUUGAAAAUGACCUUCAUGAACAUCUUGACGGCUUGCAACUUCUUGUCUGUUCGGAGCCGUUCGUUUGGUGCCCAUGGAUCGAAGAAUUCGGUCGGAACAUUGUUCAUAGAUCAACAUUUCUUCGUCGACUGAAAAAAGAAAUGUGUUCCAAUAAUCAAAUACUGGCUUGCCAAGCCAUUUGUACAUUAAAUGAGCUAGUCCAUCAUCCGGAAUUGGCAGUGGAAGCAACAAGAAUCAAGAUAAUACCAAGAUUUGUGAAACCAUUGUCAUCAGACAACUUAAUUACGAUGCAAAGAAGUUUACUGUGUUUAAAGCACCUGAGUAUGCAACCAAUGGGGAUAGCCAGCAUUUUAGAAAACAGUGGGAUUGUUCUAAGAAUAAGAGAUUGCAUCAGGCACCCAACAUCUCCAAUCAUCAGAUGCCAAGCUGCAAUUACAGUCAAUGCUUUAGUCCAUAAUUACUUUGCUGUGCAUACCUUAACGAAAUAUGGAUAUGUCAAAACUAUAAUGAAAUGUGUCAAUGAAACAAAAGAUUUUAACUUGCUUGAGCCCAUUGUGUAUUCUUCUCUUAUUGAAAUGAAACAGCUUAUGGUAAAUCAUCUGGACUCUCUUUUGAGAUUACUAGAUGACGGAGAUAGUGCCAAAGUAGCUCUAAUGUCUGAAGGAGUAUUUAAUCUUUCCUGCUUCUUGACUGGUGAAUGCGUUAGACUUAAAAAAGCUGUAGCAAGCUUAUUUGUCGAAAUAGCCAAACAUCCGAUUGGGAAGACUGGAAUCGUAUCACAUGGGUUGAUUCCUUUAUUAUGCAAAGAAAUGGCCACAGCACAUGACAAAGGAAUAAAAUCAAAACUGACAUCUGUUUUGCAGUUUGCAACAAUACAUAAAGAGGGGAGAAAGCAGGCUCUUGAAUGUGGUUUGAUUGAAACAUUAGUUAAACUUCUUCCCUUAAGUAAUGUGUCUUUAGAUUUGAAAAAAUAUGUAAUCAAUACUCUUACAAAUCUGGCUGAAUUACCAGAAGGGAGAAAGAGUCUGAGAAAUAUGUUGGGCGAUGCAAAUGUAACCAUACUUAUUCAUUUUGAACAUGAUGCUAGCAUAAUAAGAAGUAUCAAGAACCUUUAUAAUGUUAUUAACUGGGAGCCAUAG
Molecule: messenger RNA, 1236 nt
Organism: Nezara viridula (southern green stink bug)
Lineage: Eukaryota; Metazoa; Arthropoda; Insecta; Hemiptera; Pentatomidae
Source: the annotation of a GenBank genome assembly